AUGUUCGCUACGGCGUCCAUGAUAGUGGGCCCUCACGGCGCCGGGCUGUCGAACAUGAUGGUGUCGCCACUACACACCAUGAUCCUCGAGAUUGGUCCAAUCGACUGCCCAGCGUGCUUUGUAAACCUCGCAAUAAAGCUACAGCACAUUUACGCCAGACACACCGGAAGCGACCGAGGGGACGACCCUUGUGACUCUUGGUACGAACCGAACGUCGAUGAAGUCGUCAGCCUCGCGCGCGACCUCAUGGAGGCCAAACGCCAGGCCGACGCCGCCGAAGGUCACCGUUGAAAACCCUUCGUUGUACCACCCGUAUGCGUGUGUGUCAACAGAAGUUUGCAGAAUGAACCAUGUUGCAUGUUCCUGGGAGGGGUAGUCGUGGGCUCUGUCCCGGAAGCGUUAGAGUUGUUAUCGACUGAAUCGUUCGAAAGUGUCGUUAUGCUUCUGGUCUUGUCGACAUUGCAAGAUUUGAGCACCAAAUCACAUACGGCGCCACCGACGGCCACCGCUGAAAGCCCUCCGCUGUGGCUCUCGCAUGUGGCUCUCGCAUGUACGUGUGUUUACAGACGUUUCGGUUGCAGAACGCACCAUGUUGCAUGUUCCUGGGAGGGAUAGUCGUUGGCUCUGUUCCGCAAGAGGUGGAAAUAUAUGUAGAUUGAAUCGUGCGAAGGAGAUCUCAUUGUUUAUGGCCUUGUCGACUUCGCAAGUUUUGGGCGCCAAAUCACUUACGGCGCCACCGACGGCCACCGCUGAACGCCCUCCGCUGUGUCUCUCGCAUGUGUAUGUUUUACCAGAGUUUUACGUUGCAGAAUGCACCUUGUUGUGUGUUCCUUAGAGGGGUAGUCGUUGGCUCUGUGCCGCCAGAGGUAGACCUAUAUAUCGAUUGAAUCGCGCGAAGGUGAUCUCAUUGUUUCUGGUCUUGUCGACGUUGCAAGUAUCGGACGCCAAAUCACGUAGGAUUCGUGAAACUGUAGCAAGACCGGUAUGACGUUCCCUCCACGGGGUGACCCUUGACAACCUUGCUCGGUAGCAACAAUCAAGGGGGAGCGGAUUGGAAGUGAGCUACAAAGGUGUUGGUUGACGUUAGUAUUUCUAGCGCCAGUGCCCCAACCAGGGUAUAUAGCUCCCGCAACGUCCUCAUCAGCAUAUGGUCCAGGUAGAAACGGAGUUUUAAGCUGUGAUAUUCGUAUGCCGACGGGUGUUCUUUUUGCGGACAUCACUGGAAAUGUGUUCAGGCGGACGGGAGCGUGUCACCAGUUUUUUCUCCUCGUUAGGCAUGGGGCGUUGUUU
This is a messenger RNA of Ectocarpus sp. CCAP 1310/34, 1290 nucleotides long. Lineage: Eukaryota; Phaeophyceae; Ectocarpales; Ectocarpaceae. The record is from the annotation of a GenBank genome assembly.